Galendromus occidentalis (western predatory mite) is the source of this 2006-nucleotide messenger RNA. Its product is annotated as proclotting enzyme. The transcript has 2 exons. Gene Ontology annotation, molecular function: serine-type endopeptidase activity. Bases 373 to 1920 code for a protein of 515 amino acids. The record is from RefSeq and is a predicted model, not a curated record. Gene Ontology annotation, biological process: proteolysis. NCBI's taxonomy places the organism in Eukaryota, Metazoa, Arthropoda, Arachnida, Mesostigmata, Phytoseiidae.
CGGAAUGCCGAAGACGGUGGCUGGCAUUCUGUGCGCUCUUCAUAGGCUGUGUCCGAAUCCGGAAACCGUUCCCGUAUGAUUUUGAAAGCAUCAUUUCUCUUCUCCGGAUCCCGAUCGGAGAAAGAAAAACCUGCGGAGGAUCGAGGGGACUGAAAAGUUGACUGAAGAAGAUCGCCGGUACUGUGUAUUAAGGAAGGGUACCGACUUAUCUUUUGAGACACAACAUCGUUGGAAGGAGCGGCGCUCAUCUCUACCGUGAGAACUGGUGAGACUCCUCUCCGCAGCUGGCAAGAGAUUGAGGACACAGUACAUCAUCCCCCAGUGAUUGUGAGACGAUUUCAUCGAGGCGUGACGGAGCGUACGGCCUGGAAAAUGUGGCCGUGUAGGGUCAUACUCUCGCUUGUGCUGUUUUCGCCUGCGAUCGCGCUCGAAAUUCAGUUUCCCGGAGACGACUCUGCAUCGACCGCCAACACAACUCCAAGGUCGUUCUCGAGUACGACACCGAUCCCUGCCGAAGUUGUUACGAUCGCCCUCAAUGCGACCGAUACGGAUUCGCAUAUAGAGGCAGUGCACCAGUUUCUGACAACGCCUGCCAGUGUCGAAGAAGAUCCAAAGAAUUCAUCAUCUGAUCUCGGGGGUCGAUCCAUUCUGCCGCGGAGGUACUCUGGAUGCCGGGCCCCAACGCGGGAGACCGGUAGUUGCGGUCCUGUUCGUCAGUGCCCGGGAAUCUACCGGAUCCGGGACGCAUCGUACCUUCGGAGUUUCCUCUGUGGCUACGAGAACCAGCUCCCUCUGGUUUGCUGUCCCUAUCGAUGGACAUCAGAGUAUUUCUACUCUGGUCAGAGGGCAACGACGACCCGCGCCCCGCGUUACAACAACAACAACGACAAUGGGUACGGAUCCUACCAGAAUCCUUACCAGUACGGCCAGCAGGACAACUACAACCGAUACUACCCUCAGCCCUCUUCCCGGUACCCUCAGUAUCCUGAGUAUGCAAGACCCGUGAACAAUUUAUAUUUCAGCCCGACGAGUCAACGACCGUCUCGAACUACAACGACAGUGACCCCGCGAGCAACUACGCGAACCCCAGCGACCAGGAAACCAUCGAAUCAAGAGGUUUCCUCCACGAGACCUCGCAAACCAUCAUUUCUCCCGGAGAAAUGCGGUCUCGGAGCUGGUCUGAGACGUAUCGUUGGGGGAACCGAAGCCCGUGUCGGGGAUUAUCCGUGGAUGGCAGCGAUUUACUACAAUCAGCAGAACUCUUGGCUACAAGCAUGUGGGGGAGCUCUAGUCUCGAACUUGCACGUUGUCACGGCUGCUCAUUGUGUGGUGGCCGGAAGUCGAAGCCAAAAUCUACCCACUCGCUAUUUCCUGGUCCGUCUGGGUGACCACGAUCUAGUUUCUGAGGACGACUCGUCCGCUAGCGAAGAUUUCAAAGUCGCGAAGAUCAGCAGGCACAGCCAAUUCAACUCCGAGACUUACAAGAACGAUAUCGCUCUGAUGCAACUCGAAACCCCGGUGACUUUCAACGAGUUCAUCGGCCCUCUGUGUCUUCCUUACGACGGAGUUUACGGGAACCUCGACAAUGAGAUCGCGAUCGUCUCAGGAUGGGGCUACACGAAGUACGAGGGGAAGGGAAGCAACGUGUUGAAACAAGCGGCUAUACGGAUCUGGCCGGAGAAUGAAUGCAGGGAAGCUUACAAGAAAGAGGUCGACAUAACUCCGGAAUAUCUGUGCGCGGGUGACGGGAAGCAAGACUCUUGUCAAGGAGACUCCGGGGGUCCUCUUUUCUACAACGAGGGAACGAAAUUUUAUCUCAUCGGAGUUGUGUCCUUCGGGAAGAAAUGCGCGACUCCUGGCUACCCUGGCGCAUAUACACGGGUCACCAAGUACCUGGACUGGUUGAACGAUCACUUCUGAUCGAUCGAACUGUUAUUUACCUAUAUAAUCAUGUGAAUGAUCGAAUACACGAAUGGGACGCACAUGUGAUAAAGAAUUCCAAUUCA